UCUCACUGAUUGGCCAGUACUAGUAGUAGGACCUACAUUCGCGGGGUUGUGCAGCAAGCGGGGCCAACUUUGGUUCGAUUGGAUAUUUGCACCCAGAAUCUGUACUCAAAAGUAAAGUGGGGCAAGGCUUUGCCAUCCUAUUAUCCGAUGGUAUAAAAUCCCUUCCUCACCGCAAUGCUUCUGCCAGCUCCCCAAGUCAUCGUACACCAACACCACAUCCCCCAUGUGUUACUUAGCUCGUCGUCCAUGGGAUACCCCUGAUCCCAAUACCUCCCCUCCCGCUUUGCACAAUGCUCGCUACAACGGGUGGCCCAGCCCUCCAAUACAGCUUCCCCAUGUCGCUUUGCCUUCGUUAAAGAAGCCUGCUGAACGGCGCGUCGCAUUCGCAAUCGACACCCCGUCAACCCGUCGUCCCCGUGACGGUAAAGUCACUCAUAUCCAACCUCAAUCGGUUCAGCUUCAAUAUGGUACUCACCCACACAGAAAUCAUGGAGCGCAAGGUAUAAUGUGGCCUGUCGAAUGCCGACACCAUGACGUUUCUAACUCGUGCAUGUGGAAUGGUGGUACUCACCAGAGACCAUCUCCCCAAGGUGUUUUUGAGACGCGUACCGCCGCUCGUCACGACAAAGAGAAUGCAGUGAUCGAACAUGAUCCCUCACGACGAACCAAGGAUUCGAUUCCACUGAUCGACAAGGACACACAAAUAGCCUCCCUCCUCGCAGCACCACGCAUGCAACUGGUAUAUGAUCUGCGAUACCCACCCAGCUCUCUCUAUCUUCCACCAUCAUCUCCAUAUGCAAGAUGGGGAUUUGAGUUCCUUCGAGUGCCACUCACGCCAUUACGGCCCAAACAAAUACAGCUAAUCAGUCGAGACUUUCCCUGGGCAUUCAACAUCUAUCCCGAGCCCAGUGCAGCAGAACAGGGUGUGACGUGUCUUGAUGUUCUCACUGCGCUACACGCUGAACUGCAACGCCCACUCUCAGAUACGGAGUGGGGAGCUGCUACAGAGGAUAAACACUUGAGCCUCGUCGGAGCGCGCGAUCGUCGGCUAAACAUGAAACCUGCUUUGCGCGGGAGCCCCGGCACUGGGGCAUGCACUACUGCUAGGCAUAGAAUGCCAUUUUCAUCCGAUGCAGGUGUGAAACCUGCGCAACGAGAGCCCUUGAUACUCCGUAUAGACUGGCUUGGGUCUCGUGUUGCGUUUGGGGGCCUCGUCAAGGACGAGGCUUUUGCGAGGAGGAGACUCAUUCCGGGUGCGAGAGAGUCACCUGAGACGUGGGUUGUGAGGUUCAAUAACCUACCAUAAUAAUAAUAUCUUGACGAAAUGUACCUACCUUUUAUGUAUUGGUUAUCGAGAUUUCGAGACAUACUUCAUAUGGCAAGGUUUUCAAUAACAACCGGAUUUGGUACUCAAUCAAA
Messenger RNA from Suillus bovinus, 1419 nucleotides. RefSeq lists its product as uncharacterized. The coding region runs from base 224 to 1306 and encodes 360 amino acids. The transcript is spliced from 7 exons. The record is from RefSeq and is a predicted model, not a curated record. Lineage: Eukaryota; Fungi; Basidiomycota; Agaricomycetes; Boletales; Suillaceae.